GCCCGGGAAGGAGCCGCCCCUUCCUGUCCCCUUUGUGUUCGCAGCAGCGGAGCCAUGGCCGGGGCCGGGAGCGCAGCGCGGAGGCUGCUGCAGCCCCGCAGCCCGCGGAGCAGCGCGAUGGCACCAGAAGAGUGUCUGGCCCCUCUGCGAAAAGAGAGAGAAGUAGCCGAAGCCGAGGAGAAGCGGCAAAGUGAGGAGCUGCUGAAACAGAUGGAAGUCGAGAGGCAGAAGAUCGUCUGGGAAUGGAAGGAGCUGCAGGGGUUUCUGGAGGAGCAGGAGCAGCUGCUGCUGUCCCAGUUGGAAGAGCUAGAGAGAGCCAUUGUCCAGAGAAGGGAUCAGGGCCUCUGCAAACUUUCCAGAGAGAUUUCUGUGGUCAGUGAGAGAGGAAGAGAGAAGGGGCAGCAGCCGCUGAGCCAAUCCCUGCAGGAAGUACCAAGAAGUAACAACAACAAUAACACAAGUAUAUGUUGGGAGGGUGCUGGAAGCACUGGGAGCAGCAGGGAGGACAGGAAGUUUCAGAAGCCAGAGCCGGGGUUUGUGGAGCUGGAGAAGAGGCUCUGCGAUUUCUCUCUGAAAAGUGCCAUCCUGCAAGAGGUGCUGCAGGGAUUCAAAGAGACUCUGCGACUGGAGCUGGGGAGUGACACAGGCUGCAGAACAACAUCCACGUUUCACUCCAGAUGGGCCCAGCCUCCCAGGGGAUGUGGAAGGGAAAUGGCUGCUGUGGAGCUGGCUCAGGGUCUGGUGACCUUCGAGGAGGUGGCUGUGUACUUCACCAGAGAAGAGUGGGCUCUGCUGGACCCUGCUCAGAGAGACCUCUACUGGGAUGUCAUGCAGGAGAACUAUGAGACGGUGACCACGCUGGGGUUACCAGUUUCCAAACCUGAGGUGAUGUCCCAGCUGGAACGAGGGGAAGAGCUGUGGGUCUCAGAUCUCCAGGGCUCUGAGGAAAGAGAGCUUCUGAGAGAAACCUGCACAGGAGCUGGUGGGAUGGUGAGUGAGAACGGGGAGCAGAAUCCACAGCAGGAAGAUGCUGAACAUGUGGAACCGUGCUGGGAAGUAUCACAAAGAACGAAAGGGGAUGUGUCCAGGAGUCACGAGAAGAGGCAGCAGGGAAACCAACCAGGAGAGGAAAUGGGCAAAUCCAUCAAUUGUGAGGAAAAUCACAAGGACCUCCAGGAAACCACAGCCCAGCAGAGAAUCCUCAUGGGAAAGAGGAAACACAUUUGCCCUGAGUGCGGGAGAAACUUCAGUAGACGCUCACACCUCAUUCACCAUGAGCGAAUCCACACGGGAGAGAGACCCUAUGAAUGCUGUGAGUGUGGGAAAAACUUCACUCGGCGCUCGGACCUUAUUAGACACCAGAAAACCCACACAGACGAGAGCCCCUAUGAAUGUUGUGAGUGUGGAAAAGCCUUCAUUUACUGCUCAGACCUGAGGAGACAUCAGAGGAUCCACAGGAGACAGAGACCCUAUGAAUGCUGGUUACCAGUUUCCAAAUCUGAGGUGAUGUCCCAGCUGGAACGAGGGGAAGAGCUGUGGGUCUCAGAUCUCCAGGGGUCUGAGGAAAGCGAGAUCCUGAGAGGAACCUUCCCAGGCGCUGGUGGGAUGGUGAGUGAGAACGGGGAGCAGAAUCCACAGCAGGAAGAUGCUGAACAUGUGGAACCGUGCUGGGAAGUAUCACAAAGAACGAAAGGGGACGUGUCCAGGAGUCACGAGAAGAGGCAGCAGGGAAACCAGCCAGGAGAGAAAAUGGGCAAAUCCAUCAAUUGUGAGGAAAAUCACAAGGACCUCCAGGAAACCACAGCCCAGCAGAGAAUCCUCAUGGGAGUGAGGAAAUACAUAUGCCCUGAGUGUGGGAGAAACUUCAGUAGACGCUCACACCUCAUUCACCAUGAGCGAAUCCACACGGGAGAGAGACCCUAUGAAUGCUGUGAGUGUGGGAAAAACUUCACUCGGCGCUCGGACCUUAUUAGACACCAGAAAACCCACACAGACGAGAGCCCCUAUGAAUGUUGUGAGUGCGGGAAAAGCUUCAUUUACUGCUCAGACCUGAGGAGACAUCAGAGGAUCCACAGUAAACAGAGACCCUAUGAAUGCUGGUUACCAGUAUCCAAACCUGAAGUGAUGUCCCAGCUGGAACAAGGGGAAAAGCUGUGGGUCUCAGAUCUCCAGGGCUCUGAGGAAAGCGAGAUCCUGAGAGGAACCUGUCCUGGCGCUGGUGGGAUGGUGAGUGAGAACGGGGAGCAGAAUCCACAGCAGGACGAUGCUGAACAUGUGGAACCGUGCUGGGAAGUAUCACAAAGAACGAAAGGGGACGUGUCCAGGAGUCACGAGAAGAGGCAGCAGGGAAACCAGCCAGGAGAGAAAAUGGACAAAUCCAUCAAUUGUGAGGAAAAUCACAAGGACCUCCAGGAAACCACAGCCCAGCAGAGAAUCCUCAUGGGAGAGAGGAAACACAUUUGCCCUGAGUGCGGGAGAAACUUCAGUAGACGCUCACACCUCAUUCACCAUGAGCGAAUCCACACGGGAGAGAGACCCUAUGAAUGCUGUGAGUGUGGGAAAAACUUCACUCGGCGCUCGGACCUUAUUAGACACCAGAAAACCCACACAUGCGAAAGCCCCUAUGAAUGUUGUGAGUGUGGGAAAGCCUUCAUUUACUGCUCAGACCUGAGGAGACAUCAGAGGAUCCAUACAGGACAGAGACCCUAUGAAUGCUGGAUACCAGUUUCCAAACCUGAGGUUAUGGCCCAGCUGGAACGAGGGGAAGAGCUGUGGGUCUCAGAUCUCCAGGGGUCUGAGGAAAGCGAGAUCCUGAGAGGAACCUUCCCAGGCGCUGGUGGGAUGGUGAGUGAGAACGGGGAGCAGAAUCCACAGCAGGACGAUGCUGAACAUGUGGAACCGUGCUGGGAAGUAUCACAAAGAACGAAAGGGGAUGUGUCCAGGAGUCACGAGAAGAGGCAGCAGGGAAACCAGCCAGGAGAGAAAAUGGGCAAAUCCAUCAAUUGUGAGGAAAAUCACAAGGACCUCCAGGAAACCACAGCCCAGCAGAGAAUCCUCAUGGGAGAGAGGAAACACAUUUGCCCUGAGUGCGGGAAAAACUUCAGAAGUCGCUCACACCUUAUUAACCAUGAGCGAAUCCACACAGGAGAGAGACCCUAUAAAUGCUGUGAGUGUGGGAAAAACUUCAUUCGACGCUCACACCUUAUUAGACACCAGAGGAUCCACACCGGUGAGCGACCCUAUGAAUGUUUUGAGUGCAGGAAAACCUUCAUUUACUGCUCAGACCUUAGAAGACAUCAGAGGAUCCACACAGGACAGAGACCUUAUGCAUGCUGUGAGUGCGGGAAAAGCUUCCAUCAGGGGUCACACCUUAUUUAUCAUCAGAGAAUCCACCAGGGAGAUAAACAUCAUAAAAUCCUUGUCUAGGGCUGGCAAAACAUACAUUUUUUCUUUAAUAUUUUUGGUACUUCCCACACGUGGCCUUUAAGGCUGUUUGUGCCAUUUACGUCACUGUGGUCUCAGCUCCCCCAGGUGAGUUGUGUGGUUCUGCUUUUUGCAGCUACCCCUUGUGGGGUGAAUCCCCAAGGACCCUUUCUGCCAGCUGCUUUGUUCUGAGUCAUGGGAGUAUGAGUCCAUCUUACUAGGAAUGUGCAUCAGGCCCAGGGGAGGGAAACACAAAAGACCUCAGUUAGCUGCAUUAUGUUAAAAUCUACCGGGGCCUUGUCUCCAUUAGCACUUUUUGUAGUUAACCAGCAUGAGUGAGCUAUCCAGAUGGAAAACCACAACUCUGUUUUCUGUACUAACAUGGCCCAAGUACAAUAGUGUGGGUUAGCUAGCACUUUCCCCCUCAACCUGUCCUAAUCUCCUUCACUUUUCCUAGUCUAGAGAAACCAUUAUCAUGAUGGUAAAGCUUUUGUAAAAUAACACAACUCAGUAACGAGACAGUGCCGAGUGAAUCAGGUUUCAGUGGAUCAGAGGAGAAUGCAACGGGAAAAUCGGUGGUUCUCAUUCUGAGUCAUCAGAUGUAACCUGCUCUAGAAUUUCAUUCCAUCUGAAAUUGAAAAUGUCUUAUACCUCUGUGAGCAGGGUCGGAUUUCCAACUACGCACACCAGGCAGGUUGCCAAGUAUGUGAUUUUCUAGCCCAAAUGGGCUAUUUUUAGCUGUCAGUUGCCAGGGUUUUUAGCAGUUGCAAGUUGCAGUAUUUUGGGCUAUUUUGCUGCCCUGCUGCCACUGGCUACACUGCUCAGGAGGGAGGGAGCCUCCUGAUCCGUCCUGUUCCUUGCCGAGAUGCCCCACACACUGCUUGUCUCACGUCGUGCCACCUCCCCUUGGGUGACAUUUGCAGCAUGUGCAGCAUUCUUGUCCGAGGGAGAAAAUUUUUUUUCUGCACAAAUGUGCUGCAGUUCUGCCUUUCGCCCACCAGGGGCCACAGUGGUGCCAGAACAGCCUGAGCUGGCUGCGGCUGACUGGUCGGGCUGGUGGCGGCAAAGAGCCGGCAGGCGGGUGGGGGGGUUAUCCGGGCAGCCGCCUUCUUGGAGCCAGGUUAGGAGGCAGAGCUGGCCACACAGGGCUGCUGGGGGGGGGGUGUCACAGGACCCCAUGGGGCCGCUUAAGAUGCUGUCCCAAGGGGCACAAAAGGUGUAAAUCUGGCCCUGGUUUUUCUCUCUUUCCUGAAGGCGGUUUGGUCACACAACUGGAUAUUACUUUUCUGUGGCAGAAUGCAGUUCAGAUUUAUUGGGGACAUUGAGGCAAAUGACCAGUUGCUUCAAUAGUCAUUUCUUCCUUUUUUUUUUCCUCCACCCUUCCAUGAUGACAUGGGGAAAGUUCAUAGAAUCAUAGAAUAUAAGGGUUGGAAGGGACCCCUGAAGGUCAUCUAGUCCAACCCCCUGCUCGAAGCAGGACCAAAUCCCAGUUAAAUCAUCCCAGCCAGGGCUUUGUCAAGCCUGACCUUAAAAACCUCUAAGGAAGGAGAUUCUACCACCUCCCUAGGUAACGCAUUCCAGUGUUUCACCACCCUCUUAGUGAAAAAGUUUUUCCUAAUAUCCAAUCUAAACCUCCCCCACUGCAACUUGAGACCAUUACUCCUCGUUCUGUCAUCUGCUACCAUUGAGAACAGUCUAGAGCCAUCCUCUUUGGAACCCCCUUUCAGGUAGUUGAAAGCAGCUAUCAAAUCCCCCCUCAUUCUUCUCUUCUGCAGGCUAAACAAUCCCAGCUCCCUCAGCCUCUCCUCAUAAGUCAUGUGUUCUAGACCCCUAAUCAUUUUUGUUGCCCUUUGCUGGACUCUCUCCAAUUUAUCCACAUCCUUCUUGUAGUGUGGGGCCCAAAACCGGACACAGUACUCCAGAUGAGGCCUCACCAAUGUCGAAUAGAGGGGAACGAUCACGUCCCUCGAUCUGCUCGCUAUGCCCCUACUUAUACAUCCCAAAAUGCCAUUGGCCUUCUUGGCAACAAGGGCACACUGCUGACUCAUAUCUAGCUUCUCGUCCACUGUCACCCCUAGGUCCUUUUCCGCAGAAACAAACGCAGCUCAGUCAACAGGAGCGAAUACUCCCAGUUCUGGGAUACGCUACCAAGGAAACGGGAGUGGUUUGAAAUCUCCAGUGGCGAACAACAGCACACCCCAAACUCUGCAACUAACUGGGUAUCAUCGCAGCGUUGUUCAAUUAUUUAAGUCAGUAUUAUCUCAGAUAAUGCAAGGAGAGAGUGCCACAGUAAGGGACUUGGAACUAGGCAAAAUGCCCAUGAAUUUGAUUCCCAACACAGGAAGUUACUCCUGAAGAUAUCUCCUAGCUAAUCCUAAUAUUUGGGAAAUACUGCCUUUAGCUAUGCAGAUGUGGAGGAAAUAGAAUUGAUGUUUUUGUUGAAUUCACCCUUUGUAAUGCUGCAAAUGUGUAUAAAAUGAAAUCGAUGUUGAAUGUGAGACAGCUGAAGAAAAAUAACUCUUUUUGAAUAGAAACCAGCCUCUUGUACCAUCCAAUGAUUCUCACCAAGCCUAUAUCUAGUUUCUAAUUUAGACCUGUGCUAUCAGAUUAAAGAAGUAAACUGGGCAUGUUUGAGGAAGUCAUUCCUCACUAGCACAGCUGAGAUUUCAGGUGGGUUGGUAAAGGAUUCUUCUCCAGAGAAAUGUAAAUUUGUCCUCCUCAAGACCAAGGACUUGGCAGGAACUCAGAAACCACAGGCACCUAAUUGCUGGUUUUCAGCACAGAGAUGAAAGCUAUGGUGAGCUAUGGUCCAGCAGAAAUGUGUUUAGAACACAAUUUCCUAGUUCCGUGGCAUUGAUUAGAGUCCCAACAGAUGCCAGUUAGUUUGAGAACAAUUGUCCUUUACCAUAUGAAUCCAGAGUUUUAUGAGGCAAAGAAAAAGAGUUGAUGCCUUUGGAGGACAUUCCCUCCUCAGCAGGGCCGGUGCAACCACUAGGUGAACUAGGCGGUCGCCUAGGGCGCCAAGUGGUUGGGGGCAGCUCAAAGCGCACUCCGGGGAGGCGGUGGAGCGGAGGUGAGCUGGGGCAGAGGGGCGCAGGGAGGGCCGCCUGCAGUAAGUAAUGGGGGGAGGGUGGCGCACAUGGGAACCGCUCCCCGACCCAGCUCACCUCUGCUCCGCCUCCUCCUCUGAGCGCACUGCCCUUCUCUGCUUCUCUCCCUCCCCGGCUUGCGCGCCAAACAGCUGAUUGGCGCCGCAAGCCUGGGAGGCGGGAGAAGCGGCGGCGUGCUCGGGGAGGAGGCGGAGCAGAAGUGAGUUGGGAUGGGGAGUUGCCGCACGGCUCCCCGCGCUGAGGGGAAUUGCUGAACGGUUCCCC
Messenger RNA from Caretta caretta (loggerhead turtle), 6797 nucleotides. RefSeq lists its product as uncharacterized. Gene Ontology annotation, molecular function: DNA-binding transcription activator activity, RNA polymerase II-specific; RNA polymerase II cis-regulatory region sequence-specific DNA binding. Gene Ontology annotation, biological process: regulation of transcription by RNA polymerase II. Gene Ontology annotation, cellular component: chromatin; PcG protein complex; nucleus. The record is from RefSeq and is a predicted model, not a curated record. NCBI's taxonomy places the organism in Eukaryota, Metazoa, Chordata, Testudines, Cheloniidae.